AUGAACCCCGAAAAGAAAUUGACCCUCACCAAAAUAACAUUAAAUCGACCUUCACAAAAGAUUGGAUUACCACCAAAAAUCACACUCAAUAAACAACUUGAUUCAAGACCUUAAAGUUCAAAAAUUGAUAUUCAACCUGUAAAUAUAAAUUGGCUAGUCGAUAAUAUUUAAUAAGAGAAUAAGUUAGAAUGGAUAUAAAAAUGUUUCGUCUUUUUUAAAGAUUGGACCUAAAACACAGAAUGCAAUGAUUAGGGCAAGGAAUCAAUUUUAAAAUAGAGUAUUUAAUUAAUAGACUUUAACGAUCUGCAAGUUAGAUUAUAUGCAAUCAAAGCAGCAUUGUUUGGAUUCACUACCUUAAAUUUAUUAGAGCUAUUAUUUUAAAAAUAAGCUAAACCACUCCUAAGAAGACCAAAGAGCGGAUCCAAAAUUCAAGAAUAAUUGCCCUCAUUGCUUUAUCAACCUUAAUAAUUCUUAGCCAUUUUAUAGAAGACUGCAUAAUUGAGUAAUGAGAAUGUAUUCUUGAAUUUAAUAAACGACAAUUCAUUGAGUUUUGUUUUGUUUCGAAUUUUGAAACUCUUUACUCAAUUACCAAAGGACCAAGCAACUACGUCCUAAUAAUUACCAUAUCUCAAUUUAAUUUUCAUUAUCAUCAAGAAUAUAGCCAAUAACAAAAAGGAAGCACAAAAAUUAUUAUAACCCGCUUAUAUAUAAUUAAUAGAUAAUCAUUUGCAUUCAUUCCCAUUUGAUCAAACCUAUGAGAAAGACUUACUGAAUUUAUAUACUACAAUAACUGCCACUCUGAGAAACUUGGCGAACGAAAAUAAUAGUGUAGAGAUGUAUCUUCAGAAUGGAAUUAUUAAAAAGUUGGUCAUUAGUAUGGUUAGCUAUAGCAACAAUUAUGAGUUGAUUUUAAAUACGUUAAGAAUUAUGUCAAAGAUGUCAUUGAGUAAGGAAUGUUGUGAAUACUUCUUAUAAAGCACUGAGGCUAUGCAAAAUAUUUCAAGUUUCUUUAAAACAUAUUAAACCAAUAUUUACAUCAUCAUCAGAGCUUCCUUUUUAUUAGCCAAUAUGACAACAUACUUUGAAGGAAUUAGAUAAUUAAUUUAUUAUAAAUUUAAUCAAUUUGGUGACAUCCUCAAAUGCUUUGAUUAUUUUUGGACAAAAGAAAUAAGUCCAUAAUAAUUGAAUCAAAUCGAUUAAUUUUCAUAAAGUAGAGCAGCCUGGGAUUUCUAAAUAUUAUAAUCAGAGAAAAAGAUAUUGAUGCUCUCAUCAGAAUCAUAAGAUUAAUAGCAAAAUAUAUUGACCAUAGAAUAAAUCGGAUUGGAUAUCUUAAAGAAUUAUUCAACUGAAUAUAGAGUAUUAAUAUCAAAAUUAUUAAAAUUGUUGCAAAAGAAUACUGCCAUUUCUAAACAAUAAGAAAUCAUUUCUUGUACCUUAAGUUGCUUAUCCAAUUUAACAUUUUAUGAGAAACAAACCUUUUUAAAUGAUUUUGAAUACAAAAAUGUUAAAUUUGAGUUGAUAACCACUCUUGGACAUUUCAUCAUUUAAAAUGAAGAUCAAGAAAUUUGUUGUGAUGGUUUAAGAGUGUUAUCAAAUUUAUCAAGAUAGAAGGAUUUAAUCAAAUAAAUUAUGAAAUCAAGAAUCUCAGAAGGUGUUAUUGUAUUAUUAGAUUCUAAUUCAAGAGAAGUUGUAUAUUAUUGUCUAGGAGUGAUACUAAAUCUGUUAUAAGAUUAAGACUUUAAGUAAGAAUUUUCAGUAUUUUUUAGAAAAAAGGAAAAUAUGAAUAUAAUCGAUUAUAUAACCUAAGUUUUGAAUGAUUGCACAACUAACGAAAAUGAUAUUGCCAAUCUUGGGUUAAAGUGCUUAAUCUUAUUAUUGGACUCAAAUUUAAAUUAGGAAUAUGCAAAAAAAAUUGAAACAGCAGUCUCAUCAUUUGGAAAUGUAUGUGAUUAAGUUCUACAAGCAAAGGAAAACAAUGAACUUAAUAAUACAAGACAGUUGAUCAAUUAAAUUAUCAAUAAUAUUCCAGAGGAAGGUUACUCAUGUAUGUAACCCAAUUGUGGUAGAAAAUUUAAGACUUAAAUGGAAUUACAAAUCCAUAUUAACAGAAGGCAUAAAUUAUGA
Paramecium tetraurelia is the source of this 2124-nucleotide messenger RNA. RefSeq lists its product as uncharacterized. Gene Ontology annotation, biological process: cilium organization. The record is from RefSeq and is a predicted model, not a curated record. The transcript has 4 exons. NCBI's taxonomy places the organism in Eukaryota, Ciliophora, Oligohymenophorea, Peniculida, Parameciidae.